This is a messenger RNA of Klebsormidium nitens, 1351 nucleotides long. Lineage: Eukaryota; Viridiplantae; Streptophyta; Klebsormidiophyceae; Klebsormidiales; Klebsormidiaceae. The record is from the annotation of a GenBank genome assembly.
GAUUUCAGAAGCCAAGAAAGCUGAACGCACCCCUGAAAGCAAGACGAUCGUUUUCGCGAGACAGGAAGGCGUGUGUUUUCCUUAUGGCGGACCAAUCUGCUGAGCAGCGGCUUCUGGCCGCUGCCGGCGAAGGUGAUGAAGCUACUGUCCGCCAACUAUUGGAGGGCGCCGAAGACAUUGCUAAAUAUCAGGAGGAGGAGGAAGGCGCCAGCGCCCUCAUUCUGGCGGCGAAGCAGGGUCAUGCCAGCAUUGUGAAGCUGUUGCUGGAGGCGGGGGCGCCGUGGAACGCCCUCGACCGGAGGGGCAACUGCGCGGGCGACUAUGCAAUGAACGAGGGGCACCAAGAAGCAUACGAGGUCCUCCUGAAUGCAGCGGUUCAGGCGGAGCUGGUGUUGGGCGCCCUGCAGCGGCGGGCACGCAGCGGGGCCGAGGCCUCAAACAGCGGGUACCUCCAAGAAAGGGUCAAAUACGACGAUGAUAAGCUGCUGGAUGCAGAGAGUAACGGAGUCAUGAUGGAGUGGGAGCGGCCGCUUAUGGAGAGCCACGCACAGGCUGUAUGUUUUUCGGGGGGCGAUGUGCUCAACGUCGGCUUUGGGAUGGGUCUGGUCGACACCGCGAUCCAGAAGCGGAAUCCGAAGUCGCAUACGAUCAUCGAGGCACACCCGGGCGUGUACGAGAAGAUGCUCAAAGACGGUUGGGAUAAGAAGCCGGGCGUCCGGAUUUGCUUCGGACGCUGGCAGGACGUCCUCCCGCAGCUCGGACGCUUCGACGGCAUCUUCUUCGACACGUUUGGCGAGUACUACGACGACCUGCGCGAGUUCCACGCCCAUUUACCAAAGCUUUUGCGCCCGGGGGGCAUUUACUCUUUCUUCAACGGGCUGUGCGCGGACAACGCGUUUUUCCACGUGGUGUGCUGCCAGCUGGUGCAACUAGAGAUGGCGAGGCUCGGGUUUGAGACCACGUUCGUGCCGCUGCCGGUGAAUUCGGCGGUGGGCGAUGAGGUUUGGGAGGGGGUCAAGCUCAAGUACUGGCAGCUGGAUGCGUACUUCCUACCGGUCUGUCAAUAUGAGGAUAACGACGUGGAGGGGAAAAGUUCUCAACAAACGUGAUUAGGUGUUGCCUUUAAAGUCUGGGCUCGGUUAUUCUACUCAGCUUUGAAAGAUUGUCGCAAAUGCAAAAGACACCUUGCCCGCCCAUGUGCACGUGCAGUGCACUAAAAGUGGACCACAGUGGAUGUGUAUGGAAGUAGGUUUUGAUCUAGGUUGGGUUUCAUCGCCGCCCGCAGGCAAUAACGGUUAUUGCAGCCCGCUCCCCUCGCGAGCGUGCAGCCUUGGUGGCGUGCACCUUACAC